CGGCCGCCGGGCCGAGGCAGCUCCGCCUCCCGGGGCGAGGAGUUCAGCCGGGCAAAGGUCGGGCGCGGAGGGCAGGGCGAGGCGAGGGCGGUGAAAGCUCCUCCGGCCCCCGGGCUCGAACUCGCCGUCCGCUGCGCGCCCCGGCCGGGACAUGUCGGUGGUGGAGCUCUACACCAAGUAUACAAGGGUUUGGAUUCCUGACCCGGAGGAUGUAUGGAAAUCAGCAGAAAUCAUCAGGGAUUACAAAGAGGGAGAUAAAGCUCUACACCUGAAGCUUGAAGAUGAAACGAUCGUGGAAUAUCCCAUCAAUCCCAAAGCCAAUGAGCUUCCGUUCCUGCGAAAUCCAGACAUUUUGGUGGGAGAGAAUGACCUGACGGCGUUAAGUUAUCUCCACGAACCUGCAGUCUUACACAACCUUAAAGUCCGGUUCUUGGAAUCAAACCAUAUUUACACCUACUGUGGUAUUGUGCUCGUUGCCAUUAAUCCCUAUGAACAGUUGCCAAUCUACGGACAAGAUGUCAUUUACGCAUACAGUGGCCAAAACAUGGGGGAUAUGGAUCCUCAUAUCUUUGCAGUGGCAGAAGAGGCUUAUAAGCAGAUGGCCAGGGAGAGAAGAACCACCAACAUGAGAUAG
This is a messenger RNA of Sphaerodactylus townsendi, 634 nucleotides long. Its product is annotated as unconventional myosin-Vb-like. The record is from RefSeq and is a predicted model, not a curated record. Gene Ontology annotation, molecular function: ATP binding; actin filament binding; microfilament motor activity. The transcript has 5 exons. Gene Ontology annotation, cellular component: actin cytoskeleton; vesicle; myosin complex. The coding region runs from base 152 to 634 and encodes 160 amino acids. Lineage: Eukaryota; Metazoa; Chordata; Lepidosauria; Squamata; Sphaerodactylidae. Gene Ontology annotation, biological process: actin filament organization; vesicle transport along actin filament.